Ogataea angusta is the source of this 1038-nucleotide messenger RNA. RefSeq lists its product as uncharacterized. Gene Ontology annotation, cellular component: nucleus. Bases 1 to 1038 code for a protein of 345 amino acids. Gene Ontology annotation, biological process: protein phosphorylation; mitotic DNA damage checkpoint signaling. NCBI's taxonomy places the organism in Eukaryota, Fungi, Ascomycota, Pichiomycetes, Pichiales, Pichiaceae. The record is from RefSeq and is a predicted model, not a curated record. Gene Ontology annotation, molecular function: protein serine/threonine kinase activity; ATP binding. The transcript has a single exon.
AUGGAGACGAAAAAGAGCGAUAUUGAGGUGGGGAAAAGAAUUGGCGGAGGCCGCUUCAGCGACGUCUACAUGUGCAGGACGUUAGGUCGUAUGAACCCUUCCUCUUCCGAGUACGCUCUCAAAAUUACCGAACCAGAGGAUGAACUGCCUCCACACAAUGUAAAAAACGAGUUGAGGCUGCUACGAAAACUGGCGGAUGCCCAAGAUAGGGAGGAUAAGGAGAACGAUACCAGUUUAGGUAAAAAUGUUGUGCGCAUGAUUGCGUUUUAUCAAAGUCCCAUAGAAAUCGGGUUGGUAUUCCCUUUUUACAAAAGUGAUUUGAACGGCGUGAUAGCAAAUAAUACCAAAGUGCGGUCUGCCUUCAACUUACAGGAUGGUACGAUCACGAGAAAGAGGGAAAACAACUUCAGCUCGUCUCAGAUCAUCCAGAUCUUCAAAGGGCUGCUACGAGGGCUUGCGUUUAUUCAUAGUCAGGGCGUCAUUCAUAGAGAUAUCAAUCCGAAUAAUAUAAUGUUCGAGUCGCCUCACGAGCUCGAACCUGUGAUUAUUGACUUUGGUAUCAGCUACAUGGACCCAGACAACAAUGGUUUGGAAAAACCAGACUCUAAAAUCACAGAUAUAGCAACCGGCUAUUACAAAGCGCCAGAGCUGUUACUUUCAGUCAAAAACUAUAGUAACAAAGUCGAUAUAUGGUCCGUGGGCGUGAUUUUGAUGCUCAUUUCAAGCAAAGAUUUCACCACACCAUACUCACAAGACUCUGCACACAGUGACCUAGCUUUACUCGCAUCCAUAUUUAACACUUUCGGGUCGCCACCCGAUGAUUGGCAGGAAGUCAAAACUUCUCGAUCGUACAGCGCCAUGAACACUGCUUUCUUUCGCAAAAUCCGCAAAUCCUCGGAUGACUUGUUGUUCAAACUAAAGGAUCUUCCCCAAUGCGUGCAAACUUUCAACGAAAUGAUGGUCUACGAGAGCUCUUGCAGACUGUCAGCCAGCGAGGCAUUGAAGAGAAUCGACUCUGAUCGACUGCAGAACCAAUAG